This is a messenger RNA of Oncorhynchus nerka (sockeye salmon), 5438 nucleotides long. Its product is annotated as solute carrier family 35 member E2A-like. Bases 430 to 1650 code for a protein of 406 amino acids. The record is from RefSeq and is a predicted model, not a curated record. Gene Ontology annotation, molecular function: antiporter activity. Lineage: Eukaryota; Metazoa; Chordata; Actinopteri; Salmoniformes; Salmonidae. Gene Ontology annotation, cellular component: Golgi apparatus. The transcript is spliced from 10 exons.
CCAUAACCUUAAAUUAGGACCAAAAAGCUUAUUUUUGUUUUUAUACAUCUUUACAAUAGCAAUAUUACUUUGUGGCUGUGGUAACUAACUAACCGUGGUAUCCUUAUGCUAGCGACUGUUUGGAACUCGUAUACCAGAAAUCGGAAUUGCAUAACUAACGUUAACUAGGAGGCACCACUUGGGUUCCCAGUUAUUUUGGAUGUGGGGAGGAAGUGGCGUUCGUCAACUGGAGGCACAUAGUGUAUGGAUCUGUGAAAAACUGCUGCACUGUGUUACAUAGACCACCAGUUCUACAGGCAUGCUGAACACGCCAAUGGACCGACACAUCGACUGACAAUGGACUGACCGGCCCUCUCCACCAGUCUCCUGCCCCUCUCAGUGUUUGUGCCUGCUGGUUCCCGGUUGGGAGUUCCUCGGGCACCGGGUGUCAUGGCGUCCAACAGUCGGGCUGGAAGACAUUCCCUGUGGUGGUUUCUCUCGCCGUUCAGGAGCAGGCAGGAGCGUGUGGUGCUGGCACGCAGCGAGAGCAUGCCGGGGGAACACGUGCUGAAGAUCACCAUCACAGAGACUACUGUGAUCGAGGCAGACUCGGGGGUGUGGAACUCUAAGUCGCUGGUCUACCUGGGUCUGUGGUACUUCUUCAGCUUCUGCACACUGUUCCUCAACAAGUACAUCCUGUCUCUGCUGGAGGGGGAGCCCAGCAUGCUGGGCGCUGUUCAAAUGGUCUCCACCACCAUCAUAGGCUUUCUGAAGAUGUAUGUGCCUUGCUGCCUAUACCAGCACAAGUCCAGGACUGAGUACCCCCCCAACUUCCUCAUGAUCAUGCUGUUUGUGGGUCUCAUGAGGUUCACUAGUGUGGUGCUGGGACUGGUGAGCCUGAAGAAUGUGGCGGUCUCCUUCGCUGAGACGGUGAAGAGCUCCGCGCCCAUCUUCACUGUCAUCAUGUCUAGGCUGAUCCUAGGGGAAUACACAGGGAUGUGGGUGAACCUGUCCCUUUUUCCUGUCAUGGCUGGCCUGGCCCUCUGCACUGCAACAGAGAUCAGUUUUAAUAUGCUGGGCUUUUCUGCAGCCCUCUCCACCAACAUCAUGGACUGUUUACAGAAUGUUUUUUCAAAGAAGCUACUAAGUGGAGACACAUACAAAUUCAGCCCUCCAGAACUGCAGUUCUACACCAGUGCAGCUGCAGUCAUUAUGCUAAUACCUGCCUGGGUCUUCCUCAUGGACCUUCCAGUGAUUGGGAAAAGUGAGCGUUCGUUCAGCUGGAGUCAAGACAUCGUUCUGCUGCUGCUGUUUGAUGGGGUCCUGUUCCACCUGCAGAGUGUCACCGCCUACGCCCUCAUGGGACGCAUCUCUCCCGUCACCUUUAGUGUUGCCAGCACAGUGAAGCACGCCAUGUCUAUCUGGCUGAGUAUCAUUGUGUUCAGUAACCACAUCACGGUGCUCAGCGCCGCCGGCACGGCCCUGGUUUUUGUUGGUGUGCUGCUGUACAACAAGGCCAAGCAGUUUCAGAGAGACACGUUACAGGCCCUGGCCCAGGCUCAGGACCAACACAACAAACCACUUCUGCAGGACCACGAGCUCAAAGCAUCGGACCGAUAUACUCCCCAGGAGACCAAAGGGGGAGAGACCAAAGAGGUCUGUUCUUUUUAACUUUGAUCAUGUAGAACCUGAUAUGCAGACUUGCACCAGCAUUACAACAAAUCGGAGAAGUCAACGGUCAUCAUAGCACAGUGAAAGGAUCUGUCACUGGGGUUUCUCUCAGUGGGAAUUGUCCAUUCGAGAGGCUGGUUUCAUUCGGCCUCAACUUGAUUCACUCUGAUGAUACCUUUGUGAACUUGCCUUAGUGUGCGGUCUGAAUGCGGACCAGUGUUUGACUCGGUUCUGGUGUGUUAGAACUUCACUUUUACUCUGUCAAUUCCUUUUGUUGUUCCAUUCCCUCACCUGAAAUGUUUCAUUAUUUCAUAUGGUUUUGAAACACGAGCAAACUCAGGAUUUCUCUCAAUGUUCAUUGGGUGGAAGCGGUUCAAUGCAAGUCUAUUUUUUCUGCGUACUUGCCUUUAUGAUAAUUUUUGUAAUGUUUUAUUGAGUCUUACAUUUUUCGGUUAUGGACACACGUUGUCGUUGACUAAACAGCUUUAUUCUCCUGAUCAUUGGCGAAGGUCCAUCAACAUGUAGAACAGUCAAGACAUUCAUCAUUCAUUCUAAUAGGGCUUUAGCUCAGCUGUAUACCAAUUGGUCACAAGUGUAAAGCAAAUAUUUGCGGCAUUAGCCUGACCACAAAGGUGUCUUACCUUCGGGGGAGAUGAGGUAGAGAGGGUAACCCUUUAUUUGUUUUCCCAAAGCUCACCGUUGACACUGAACUUCUCACAGCAAUAUAAUUUUAAAUAUUUGAAAACCUUGAGUGCAGUCUGCAGAGGUCGUAUCCUUAUCUGCAGUUCUUACAAAUUCACCUAGCAACCAUUUUUAAUUUUGCAAAGCUUUCUUUAGGUUACUAUUGUGUUGGUUCUUCAUUUUCUUGUUGUUCUUGAACAGAACCUGAAAGUUUCGUCAUAGCUAGGUGUUGAGAGAUUGAUUUGGGCUUAUGUGGCAUUGUGUAGCUUUCUACACCCCUGUCUUACUUUCUGUGCCACACUGAACCUUGUUAUUUGCUAAGAGUCAGUUGAAUAAGGGAGACUUGAUGUACUUUAUUUCAAGUGCUAAGCAUACUGUUAAUGAAACUGUUAUUUGUCUUGAGUACAUUCCUUUGUUGUUUUUGCAUUCUUGUUCAACAAUGAAUGUAUUUUUAGUAGUUCUGGUUAUGAAAACCCAAGGUCUCUCAACCAACCUCUUCAGGAUCUGCCCCUAGAGCAAGGAUAUUCAUAUUCUUGAUACCAUUUGAAAAUAAACACUUUGAAGUUUGUGGAAAUGUAAAAGGAAUGCAGGAGAAUAUAACAUAUUAGAUCUGGUAAAAGGUAAUACAAAGAAAAAUAAAUAUUUAUUUUGUACAAUCUUUGAAAUGCAAGAGAAAGGCCAUAAUGUAUUAUUCCAGCCCAGGUGCACUUUUGAUUUUGGCCACUAGAUGGCAGCAGUGCAUGUGCAAAGAUUUAGACUCAUCCACAGAACCAUUGCAUUUCUGUUCAAAAUGUUAUAUCAAGACUGCCGAAAUGUGCCUAAUUUGUUUGUUAAUAACUUUUCAAGUUCAAAACUGUACACUCUCCUCAAACAAUAGCAUGGUAUUAUUUCACUGUAAUAGUUAUUGUAAAUUGGACAGUGCAGUUAGAUUAACAAGAAUUUAAGCUUUCUGCCAAUAUCAGAUAUGUCUACGUCCUGGGAAUUUUUCUUGUUACUUACAACCUCAUGCUAACUGCAUUAGCCUACGUUAGCUCAACUGUCCCGUGGAUGGGACACCGAUCAUAUCCUUUCAGCCAUAUUACCAUUUUGGUGAUGUAAUCUAAUAUUUGCAUUAAACAAGCUAAGUUACAUAGAUUCUGUUGUGGAAUCUCCAAAGACUGAUUUAUUCAAUGCUGCCUGACGAGAGAGAGAAUAAGCGAGAAGACCAUGGGUGUACUACUCUUGUCCUCUUGGCCUGUAUUCUAUGCUGGUUUUUCAUCCUUGCCUUUUAACUUGGAACUGAAUUAUAUCUGCAUAACCAGGUGUGUGACUUCCUUAGCCAAUCAAUUACACUUUGAGCAAUUAAGCACCAGGGAGAAACAAAAACCAGAAGGACUUUGACCCCAAGGAUGGCUGUCACUAGUUGCCACAAAGUCAUAAACCCUGCCUAUUUCUACAAUUUAUCUGCUUAAAAUUAGAUUUUUUAACCUUAUGCCCAAACUGAACCUUAAACUAAGACCAAAAAACGUAUUUGUUUUCAUAAAUUUUUAUGAUACAGCCAAUUUUGACUUUGUGGCUGUGCUAUCUAGUGGAAACCUUGGCAUGAAGCAGUCCAUGGCUGGAAUUCAAUCGUUGCAGAUCGGCAAUUUUUUUCUGCACUGACCUCUCAGAAGUGUGUUUGAUUUGACAACAGUAUAUCCCGGAUGGAGGGAAUUGCCACUUUAAUUAAAAACUGUCAGUCGUAUGGAUUGAAAGAGCUUAGCUACAACGAUUGAAAUGAUUCAACAACUCUAUUGAGCUUUGGCUUAGUAAAACUGGAGGGAAUUUUUGUCCUUUUUCUAUAGGAAACGUGUGAUCAGUAGGAUAGACUAAAGUGAAACUAUUCAAAACUGACUACAUUUUGUAAGGGGAAGCUGACAUAAGAUGGAAACGUCUGUUUGCUUCAGUGAAUAGUACUGGCAUUGCCUUGGUUUUGUCAUGGUGUGGUACUCUGUGGUGCUUUUCUCAGACUAACAACAAGUUCAACAAAGGAAAGUCAUAAUUUUCCAACACUGACACUGUUGGCACUUCUCAAUAUGGGCAUGUCUCAACUUUUGACAAAUUGGAAUGUUUAAAAAAAUAUAUAUAUAUAUAUAUAUUUUUUAAAGCUUAUCUAAGCAGGAAGUCACCAUGCUGUGUAUGACAAUGUCAUAUUGCCGAGUCUGCGUUUAAACAACAAUAUUUGUGAAAGUUCUCACAUGCCGUUUGUUGACAAUGUUCGUACAUUACUAAUGUAGACACUAACUUGUGUGCAUUUGACUAUUUCAAUCAAUCAAUCAAUCUUUAUAGUUGUAAAUUAUUUCUGACUAUUUCAGACUGGCUUUGUUCAAUCUUCUAAUUAUUUUACUAGUCCCACUUUUUUGCACGUUUCUCUGUAUUCAUGAUCUUACCAGACUGUGCUUUUCAGUCAUGGUACAGUGUUGAUAAGACUACUGUGAUUAAGGUAUUUAUUGUCAACUUCAAAAUGUUUAACCAAUGGGGUAUAUCAAAGACCACAUCAGGUCUAGUGCUUUGUAAAAUUCUCAUCAAGAGACACUCCUCCUAUUCUCUGAGAAUUUGCUCAAUCUGUUUUUGGGGUUGUAUUAUUUUAAGAGGCAUUUAUCUUUAAAAAUAUAUUUAUAAUAAACCUGUGGACCUUUUUAUUUGAUGUUGAUGUAUUCCCCUCAAUUAUUUUGUUGGUUGCCAUAUGAACUUGAUAUCGUACUUUACACUGUGAUUUAUCUCCCACUUCUCAUUGUCAUUUAUGCGUCUAGCAAUAUGUCAACAUUCACAUUAAUGUACCUCUCAAUCUGUGUAUAACAGAAGAUGGAAGGUAAAAUGAUUGUGUAGGAUUAAGGGAUGAUAAUAUAACAAAAUAGGUCUACUGAAUAGGCCUAGUGCUAAUACAUAUAACUGAAAAGGGUGUUUCAUUUGAAAUUGUCAAUGUAGAUCCUAAUUGUAUAUUUUGGGGUGCUGGUAAUGUGAGUUUGUGGUUACUAAUUGUAUAUUUUGGGGAGCUGGUAAAGUGAAACAAUGUAAGGUUUAAUCGAUUUAAUAAUAGAUAAUGUACAGUAUAAACUGGGUUAAUAAAAGUGAUUUUUAUUGUGUUA